Lottia gigantea (owl limpet) is the source of this 402-nucleotide messenger RNA. RefSeq lists its product as hypothetical. Bases 1 to 402 code for a protein of 133 amino acids. The record is from RefSeq and is a predicted model, not a curated record. Gene Ontology annotation, cellular component: cytoplasmic vesicle. Gene Ontology annotation, biological process: regulation of Rab protein signal transduction. Lineage: Eukaryota; Metazoa; Mollusca; Gastropoda; Lottiidae. The transcript is spliced from 2 exons.
AUGUCAACAGAAUUGGAAAUACAAGAAGCAUUUUUACAUUUUAUGUCCUGUAUUUUAAAGGGUUAUCGAAAUUUUUUAAAUCCUAUUUCAUCCAGUCAACUGAAUCUAAAAGCUACAAAUGCUGCCAGUUUAUUUGACAUGCAAGGCACUUAUUACAAAAUAAUUCAUACUAUGUUGUUUUUUGUAGGGUUUGUAAAGAGUCGAGAUAAGGCUUAUGCUAAAUUCUUCAACCAAGUAUUGAAAACUCAAAUGUUUAUUAGAUUCGUUGAAGAAAGAUCAUUUGUAUCUGAAAAUGAUGCUAGUCUAGCUUUCUUUGAUGAAUGUGCAGAAAAAGUUGAUGAUCUUAAAGAUGAACCACAGUUAAUUGAGAUGGACAGCACACAUACAAGGUAUGUAAAAUAA